Molecule: messenger RNA, 1041 nt
Organism: Penicillium odoratum
Lineage: Eukaryota; Fungi; Ascomycota; Eurotiomycetes; Eurotiales; Aspergillaceae
Product: mitochondrial 37S ribosomal protein uS2m
Exons: 3
Coding region: 1-1041 (346 amino acids)
Biological process (GO): translation
Cellular component (GO): ribosome; mitochondrial small ribosomal subunit
Molecular function (GO): structural constituent of ribosome
Source: RefSeq, a predicted model, not a curated record
AUGAUUGUACGACAACUUGGUGUGCGGCAAAGCCGCCAAUUGCUGGCUUUGAGCCGCCGCGCCCCGGUCUACAGUCGCUCUUUCUCCUCCGAGGCACCAGUCGACACAGCAGUCCAAACCCCUUCUCCGACCCCUCUCCCAAAAGUUGUCAAGGCUUCACGCCAACCGACCCCAAGCCAGGCUUGGAAGGGCUCACUAAAGUCAAAUAUCAAACUAAUCCACUUCCCACCUGCAGAAGCGAAGUUCAACGCCCUUGGCUCUAGAGUGGAGGAAGUCCACACCCACGAUGUCCUCAUCAACCCUCCCUCCCCAUCAGACGUCACCCUUGAGCUCCUCCUCGCAGCAGGCACACACAUGGGCCACAGCACUUCCCGCUGGAACCCGCAGAACAGUCGCUACAUCUUCGGUAUCCGUGAAGGUGUUCACAUAAUCUCCCUCGACGUAACAGCCGCCUAUCUCCGCCGUGCCGCAAAGGUCAUCGAAGAAGUCGCCGCCCGCGGCGGUAUCAUCCUCUUCGUCGGAACCCGCAAGGGCCAAAAGCCCGCCGUCGUCCGCGCUGCAGAGCUCGCGCGCGGUUAUCACAUCUUCGAGCGCUGGAUCCCCGGCUCUCUGACGAACGGUCAGCAGAUCCUGGGCCACUGCGAGACGCAGGUGGUGAAUGCGAUGGAUGAGGUUCUGCCUGAGUUCAAGCAGGAUCUUGCGGAUCGGCCAUCCGUGAAGCCUGAUCUGGUUGUUUGUUUCAAUCCGUUGGAGAAUGUUGUCUUGCUGCAUGAGUGUGGGUUGAAUAAUGUGCCUACUGUGGGUAUUGUGGAUACUGAUGCGGAUCCGACUCGGUUGACAUAUCCCAUUCCUGCGAACGAUGAUAGUUUGCAGGCUGUUGGGCUUAUUGCGGGUGUUUUGGGUCGUGCGGGCGAGGCUGGACAGAAGAGGAGGAUGGAAAUGGCUAAGCAGGGCGAGUUGACGUAUAAGCCUAUUACUUCGCGGGAGUUGAAGUUGGAUCCGUUCACCGGUGAGGUUCCUGGAGCUGAUAAUCAGAAGUAG